UCGAAAUAGUGUCAGUUCAACACACACACACACACACACACACACUACUGGUCACCAGCUAGUUGGGAAUGAGUGAGGGGUAAAAGCGUGUCUCCUGACAAUAACUGGUCACACAUAUAAUUAAAUAGUCUAGUGGACAAAGCUUUGACCAAUCAACUUCUGCAAUUCUGCAUAAUGGAUAGAGGAGCAGAGGAAGAAGAAUUGGACUCUGGGUAUGAGACUCCGCCCACUUGCAUCUUACUGGACCUCCUGUUGAAAAGCCGCCACCCUUCAGGCCCAUUUAACGAAGUCUGGCCAAACAUCAUCAUCUCUGACGCACGAACUGCCACGGAUCUGUCGCUGUUGAAGACCCUGAGAGUGACUCAUGUAGUGAACGCUGCUCAUGGCCCCGCCCACAUUGACACAGGCUCCGCCUUUUACUCACACGCCCACAUCCAGUACCUCGGUGUAGAGGCUCCAGACAGCAGAGACUUUGAGCUGUCGGUUUUCUUCCACACUACAGCCGACUUCAUCCACACGGCUCUGACACGGGACUCAGGUAAAGUGUUGGUGCACUGUGCUCGGGGAGUUAGCCGCUCGGCUACGCUUGUGUUAGCAUACCUCAUGAUCUACGAGCGGCUCACGGUUGCCGAGGCGAUCGAAGCUGUGCGAGUUCACCGGAACAUUCUGCCUAAUGUUGGAUUUCUGGAUCAGCUACGAGAACUGGAUACUAGACUCACUGCAGAGGACAAGGCAUGUAAUCCCGAGGACAAGAUGGCAUCUAACAGAUCAGAGAUUGGCCUGAAGGCAGAUGUUCCUGAGGAUGAACGAGAAUACGUGACGCCCAGUAACUAUGAGCUGGAGAAGCUGCUAUCACGCAGCACUGUAGCAUACACACACGUCAACGAAGUCUGGCCCAACAUCUUCAUAGGAGAUGAGCAGACAGCCCGGAAUCGUUACAGCUUAGAGAAACUGGGAGUGACCCACGUUCUGAAUGCUGCAGAGGGUGAGAGGAACAGUGUGUGUACAGGAGCUGGUUACUAUAGCGACAUGGACACAGAGUAUUAUGGGAUAGAGGCAGAAGACAUUCCUUCAUUCAACCUCAGUGUGCACUUCUUCCCUGUGGCUGAGUAUAUGAGACACGUCCUGAGUAACACACAGAACAAGCUGCUAGUUCACUGUGUAAUGGGACGCAGCCGCUCGGCCACGCUGGUCCUCGCCUACCUGAUGAUCGAGGAGAAGAUGACGCUGGUGGACGCCAUCGAGCAGGUGAAGCGCCACAGACAGAUCAUCCCUAACCGGGGCUUCCUGAAGCAGCUGAGAGACCUCGACACUUUCCUUCUGGAGCAGAGGCGUGAACACACACACACUCAGACUGCAGACACUACUGAGAGGACUGAUCAAUAAUGCCACCAAGUUACACAAACCCGGUCGGAUGUGUGUGUGUAUUUAAUCAAUAUUUAUAUUAAUCAGUUACUGACAUUACUACUAGUUAACUAGUUAAUGUUACAUGUCUGUGCUAGAACCUACACCAAGCUUAUUCAGUUAUUUAUUAUAAUUGUUUAAAAAAAUGUUGUUUCAUUACAAUAUAAAAAUUAAAACUAUUAUUACAU
Messenger RNA from Hemibagrus wyckioides, 1592 nucleotides. RefSeq names its product serine/threonine/tyrosine-interacting-like protein 2. The record is from RefSeq and is a predicted model, not a curated record. Gene Ontology annotation, biological process: negative regulation of MAPK cascade; protein dephosphorylation. Gene Ontology annotation, molecular function: MAP kinase phosphatase activity; protein tyrosine/serine/threonine phosphatase activity. Gene Ontology annotation, cellular component: cytoplasm. The transcript has 6 exons. The coding region runs from base 175 to 1386 and encodes 403 amino acids. Lineage: Eukaryota; Metazoa; Chordata; Actinopteri; Siluriformes; Bagridae.